This is a messenger RNA of Helicoverpa zea (corn earworm), 2423 nucleotides long. Its product is annotated as protein MAL2. Bases 179 to 694 code for a protein of 171 amino acids. The record is from RefSeq and is a predicted model, not a curated record. NCBI's taxonomy places the organism in Eukaryota, Metazoa, Arthropoda, Insecta, Lepidoptera, Noctuidae. The transcript is spliced from 4 exons. Gene Ontology annotation, cellular component: membrane.
GCCAGUCCCGCCACUCUUCCGUUCCGCUCGACAGUUGCGCGCUGCACGGACGAUACUACACUCGCUAUCGACGGACAAAAAUGUGUACCGCGUCCACAGUGUGCUAGAUAUAAUAGUGGCAGUGCUCGUGAUUAACGCACAGAAAACUUUUUAAAUAAACCAACAUUAAAGUCAAAUAAUGAUGGCGCCCGAGACAGUGGUGACUACGGAACACAACAAACCAACUGCACCUUCAUCUCAGCAGCAGGGCGGCGCGCUGGAUUGGAUUAAAAUCGACAUUAACUAUUUCAAAACUCCACCGGGCCUGUUAAAAAUAAUACAACUAGUCCUGGGUAUCCUGUGCAUGGCACUAGCGUCGCCAUGGUACUCCACAUGGUUCGUGUUCGUCGCAGUCACGAGCUUCAUCACCACACUCAUGUGGAGCUUCGUCUACCUGCUCAGCAUCAAGGAAGCCCUCAAAAUACCCAUCAACUGGGUCUUAUCUGAGUUGAUCAGCACUUCCAUAGAAACACUGAUGUACCUGAUCGCCUUCAUAGUCCUGUUCGCAGCGACGGCUGGCUACUACGCGCCGACUUACGGAGCAAACGUUGCAGCUGCUGUGUUUGGUAUUUUCAACACGGCGGCGUACGGAGCCAGCGCGUUCCUGCUGUACCGGGAGCAGCGAGGCUCCAUGGCGUCUGCGCCGGCGGCGUGAGCGCGACCCUCCACGCGCAUGCGCCGCGACACCACAAACCUCAACCGAAGCCUAUUAUCGUAUCGUUCACAUUCGUUUCGCUUUCGAUUCAGAACGCCGAAAUCUUACUGUAUUUUUCACGAUCUUUAUUAUAAGCACUGUUUACAACAUUUAUUUUUAAUACUUGAAAACGUGACUAUUGGCGUUAGCAAUUUAAUUUGACAAGUAUCAUAAAUUAUUUUGAAAUAUUAAUAAAUUGUCCUAUUUCAAAUGUCUAGCUAGUUAAUAGCGAAAUUUUAAUAUCGAAGGCCUUAUGAAUGUGUUUUAGCUGCCAGGCCGAUUUACAUAAAUAUAAUAAUGUAAUUGAAGGUUUAUAUUUAUUAUUUAUCUGAAAAAAUAUGUUGUGAAAAGAAAACUUUGUAACUUGGUUGAUCAAAACAUUGCAUUUUAUGCAGUUAGUUAAGCGUAUACUAGUAAUUUAUAUACAAUUAUAAUAUACUUUAAAAUCGUUUACUCUAACAAACAGUAUGGUAUAUAGAAUUGAAUUAAUGGCCAUAGAUUGUGUACAUGCUAGAUAUAAAAUGGUAUGUUUUACGAUGACCAACCGUCCCACUGCAUCUUUUGAUAAAGUACACAUAGAAAUCAAUACAUGAACUUUUACGACAAGAAAUAUAUUGAAAUUAGUUUGUAGUUUGAGCCUAAUUUACCAGAAAAUUGGCAUGGUAUAGUCACAACAUUUAUUUUGUAGUAGUUUUAUUACAAAAACUAAAACUUGAAUCCGGCCGAACUAAGACGGACAGCAAAAAUAUUGAUGAAAAAUAGUUUUUACCCAAAAUGUACAUUAUCAAUAUACCUACUUACCUAUUAUAAAUGUCAAUUUAACCAAAUUCAACCACAUUGAAUAAAAUAGAAAUAUUAAUUUGGGGCCAGUUUUGACGAAGUACAUGUAUAGGCUUCUCUUUUUAGGUAAACACAAUGUAUAUGUAAUUACUCGUAUUUUAACACUGAUUGUUAUACAUUUGUUAGACUAGUCUUGCAAAUAUCAAAACUUGAAUGUUUUUUUUUUAGUUGUAAUCUAAAACGAAUUAAUUAAAGGUAAUAAAUACUAUAAAGUAAAGGUAAUAUAUAAUAUAUUUUUUAAUAUAAUUUGAGAAAAAUAAAAGAUAUUUUGGUGAAGACAAUUUUAUAUGCACUUUAGUACCUAAUGUAUGAGUUUGAGUACCUGAUACAUACAUUCAAUGUAUCGUUUUGAACAAUGAUCGCUCUUUGUUCUUUAAAACUACGACUAAUUUUGGGUAGGCAAAAACUUCGUUUUAAAUGUCAAAAGUAACAAAAACAUUUGUGCAUCUAAGUAUAUAAACUUGGUAUAAAACAAAAUUCAUAUAUAAAAAGACAGAUUGUAAUUUGAAGGUAAAGAACUAAAGACACCAAACUUUUUUGCUGUCUGUAACCAAAUAUGUCCACUAUGUUUUUAUUUUAUAAAGAACCUUAUUAUAAAAUAUUCAUCUGUCUGUAUUUUUUGGUAUUGAGCACGUUUUCUACACAUCUAUAUCUACCUACCUAUACGCGUGUAGGUACUAAUACUUACAUUACUUGUUUAAUAUACUUCGUCUUAAAGUUACAUUUUGAUGUUUUUGUUAAGUACUGAAAUAUUUAAGUUGUGUUGAAUGUCGGGUGUUAUGUGAAGUUUAAACAAUAGUUAAUUUUAUUGACCUAAUUUGUAAAAAGUUAAUAAAUAUAUUUUAACAUA